This is a messenger RNA of Galendromus occidentalis (western predatory mite), 1280 nucleotides long. RefSeq lists its product as uncharacterized. The transcript is spliced from 3 exons. The record is from RefSeq and is a predicted model, not a curated record. NCBI's taxonomy places the organism in Eukaryota, Metazoa, Arthropoda, Arachnida, Mesostigmata, Phytoseiidae. Bases 522 to 1070 code for a protein of 182 amino acids.
GUGCGCGCGCCGCCGGGCCGCGCGGCCGUCUGAUUCACCGUCGGCUGAGGAGCAUUUGCCGUCAAAAUACGGUGACGUUCCGCUCAGAAAGGACAUCGGGAGGCAAGCAACCAAUCACUCAGCCAUCCGACAGGCCGGAUGGAUGGAGAGCGAGUUCUCCAGUCGAGCAGGUAGACCGUCUGGCAGCUUGUAGGCACACGCGUCGGAACGCUGGCAGAAUACCUGCAAAAUCCUUCUGUUCGACUGCCGUGAGAGCAUGCGGCGCUGGCGUACAAGCGGGCGUACAAACUCCCGGGCGGUUGGACGGAGCAUGAUUCUUGAGUGACUGAAAGACGGACACCGAGCCUCUGGUCAACUGGCGAGACCAGGAGUGGGCCCGACAAUAUUCAACACCCUACGAACAGAAACCGCUGCUAGAGAUCGUGGAGCCAAGGUGUGCCGGAGAAUAUUCAACGACCACUAGGAUGAAUGGCUGAGUGAGUUCUCAAGAAUCUGUGUGUUAUGCGGCUCGCCACGUUGGGAUGGCUGUGAACUUUUUCGAAAGCCCUUGGGAUUUCGAAUCAGGAAAAAUCGCUGAGCAGGCCUUGGUGAUAAUACUAGUCCUGAAUUUACUGUUUUGGCUCAUUGUGAUCAUAUGGAGAUUCUGCUAUAUCCGAAAACUGAAUGCUGUGGUCGAGCGGAGUCGAGCCGAGAUGAGGGGUCGAAUCAACGAUGGACUCGAAAGCGAACAGCAGAGGGGUCCGGAAGACGAUAUUUACGCGCUGUCCAGAGGCGAUUUCCCACCCUCGUAUGACGACGCCAUAAAAUCACAUCCGAUAUUCCCACCGGAGCCGUCAACGUCUCCGCCGCCGCAAGCGCCGAUCAGAACGGAUAGUUCUGUUCGUCCGCGAACAACAGUCGAUGACGUAGCGGAUAUGACGUCAUCACCAUCAAGAGAAACAUCCGCGUCAGAUUUAUGCGGGGUCGAAGUCGAAGAAUCCGUGAAGCAGAACAUCAAAGAGGCAACCACCACCCGGAUUCAGAUCGAUGAACCACCUCCACUUCCGAGUUCGCCUCCCCCUGUUGAUUAGGGCUGGAAAACUUGGUCGAGGCAUCAAACUCCACGCUGUGGAAUAACAUUUGACCAAUGAUUGAGUUCGAGGAACCGAUCAAGAACACUGUAUGGUUCCGUUCCGGCGAUACUCAACCAGCGAGCUGCGGCGAAGGAUCAAGAUGUCAUAAAACUUUAGAUUCGUGAUCCAACUCUCAUCUUCGAUGGUCGAUUGAUCCUCGUACGACAC